GUUGUAGAAAUGGAGAUGAUACAUAAGAAGUUAUUAGCUGAAUGGAAUAAGGAACCGAAGAUUCUAACUGCAGUUAGUAGUGCACUAAAACAAGCUAAGGAAGUAAUGGAGAAUCCAGAGACAUUAAGAGGAUUAAGCAGCGCUGCGCUACAUACCAUACACCGAGAUGUGUACGAAAUUGAUGCUCUUUAUGCGGUGCUUCAAUCUGAUCUUAAAGCUUUUCGUGAAGCGAUCAGCGUUGUGAUGAAUUUUUACGAUUGUUACAGAUCGAAUGAAGAGUCACCGAAUAAAUUCUUAAUGAUUGGUUUGAACUUGAUGUACUUUUUGACUACCAAUCAACAUGCACAGUUUCACAUGCUGUUAGAACAGAUCGACCAAAAUGUUCAACAGAACAAUCCGUACAUUACAACACCGGUAAAAUUGGAACAGUCACUCAUGGAAGGUGUUUAUAAUAAGGUUGUUCUUACAGAGAAAAAUAUCCCUAGUCCAUAUUAUGCCCUAUUUAUUCGUAUAUCUAUGGAUACAGUACGAGAUGAGAUAGCUUCAUGUAUUGAAUGCUCCUUCAAAAAGGUUUCACAGAAAGAUGCUGCGAGGUUGCUUCUUUUCAACAGUGUCGGUGAAGUUGUUUCCUUUGCAAAAAAGCGCUGUUGGAAAAGUGCGGGCAACACAUAUAUUUUCGAACAGGGGCUGUCCAGUGUAAGUUCUCAUUCUAUCGCGAAAUAAAUGGAAACCUCUAUAAAUUUGUUUAAAUCUAUAGAUCCAACAAAUUGCC
Molecule: messenger RNA, 772 nt
Organism: Loa loa (African eye worm)
Lineage: Eukaryota; Metazoa; Nematoda; Chromadorea; Rhabditida; Onchocercidae
Exons: 8
Coding region: 10-723 (237 amino acids)
Biological process (GO): proteasome-mediated ubiquitin-dependent protein catabolic process
Cellular component (GO): cytosol; nucleus; proteasome regulatory particle, lid subcomplex
Source: RefSeq, a predicted model, not a curated record